CCUGUCUAAGACGCCUCCAUGUUUCCUUUGUCCGCUGCUAUAGGCAACCCCUCCGGUUACGAAACAAAGGCAACGUUGACCAAUGAAUUUUACCAGCCAGGGUAGGUUGGACGUGAAUAUUCGGAUCCUUCGUAGCCAGUCAAUGACCGUACCUGGUAAAACACGAAACAUAUGUCAGGCCUAGUCAUGUUUACCAGGCCACCGGCAUAUUGAAGCAGAUGCCGCCAUGACACGUUUUUUUCUUGCCCGCUCUUUGUUCCCCUUUCACUGUCUGGGUCAUAAGCGGCGAUUCCCCGCAUAUAAUGAGGACGUCCUUAUGGGGGUGGUACUGGACAUCCGGCCGUUUACUGACACUCUGUUUAUGCAUGGAGAAGCCAGUUCAUCAUCUGCCUUCUCACUGGCUGGCCAUGUCAACGUCUCUAUCACUCCCACUAGGUCCUUCUUCAAUAGAUCGAGACCAACAACUCGACUGCUGUUGCAGUCGUUGAUUAUUACUUUCGAGGGUCAAUCGGAAGUGAUCACGCCAGUGACCGGAUAUGCGCCUGUGCGACUAUGCUCCGUCUCACAAGACUUGGUCCACGGCGCUCCCAUCGAACUCUCCAACGAAGGACUGGAGUAUUCGGAUAUCCCUUGUUCUUGGAAUGUCGUUUUCGAUAUUCGAGUGCCAGGUUGGUUACCACUGACAUCCACCUAUGGAGAUGUCGACUUUGAAGAGGCCGGGACACGUUAUGCUCUCUACGCUACUGCUACAUAUGCCUAUUUAGAGGACGAUGCUUCUUCGUUUUCUUGGUUAAACUUUUGUGCCCCACUUUGUCCCCGAUUCAGAACAGUGGACGCCCCGAAGUGUCCUGUCACACUCCGACGUACCAUCGAACCUCCGGCUGGACCCUCUGGUUCAUUCCCAUUAGCGAUGUAUAUCGUUGAUACUCAGAAAGAGUUGAACGAUACACGGGAAGGGUCUCCUACUGCCUCUCUUGAUGUCCUGGGGAAGAUCGAAGUUGUUGCGUGCGUUCCUACCGCGGUUUCAGUGGAUGAAACCUCCCUCCCUUUUACUUUACGUCUGCGAGCCAAAGACUUGACUGAAUCCGAGCGCGAGCGCCUUAGGCUGACGGAGUUCUCUGUCGACAUAAAUCAGGUUGAAGUUUAUAGAAACACAGCAAAUGAGGAAUACGCCAACGGCUUCCCCAUACCCUCGCAAAGGCAUCAACCACCUAAUGAACCUUUGCGCAAUCACCACCCCGUCCAUACACUAUGCGCCGUAGACGCCUUUCAGACAUCUCAGCCUCCUGAGGUCGUCGAGAACAAUUCCGGUCGUUAUGUCAUCGGAGGGGAUGGACGUAUCUUCGCAAAUACCAGUGACCCUGUCACUUCGCUCGAAUGGUACAUCCUCGAUAUCGAUGUCCCUAUUGCCACAGAGCCUUCCGAAGUUGACUGGGCGGGACCUCGCAUGCGUCGAAUGACAGAGAGUAGUCCUCUUUUCAGUGUACGACACACCCUCAGCGUUUCAAUCCAAUGCGCAUACGAUCUCGCGGAACAAGCACCACUUCACCGACAGUUGCAUUUCUCUCUUCCCCUGCAGCAGGUCCAUCUGUCGGAACCACCGAGACCACCGUCAUCUACAGCGUGCCACGUUUCUGGUACAUCUUCAGGGGAAACCCGACUUGAGACCUCGUUUGGUCAAAGCUUACCUGCAUAUUCCCAACUCUUUCAUCCAAACGGCGAGCGCAAGAUUGAUUUCUCGACGCCGUUACCGCUUUACACACCACCUACAUCGCAAUCACCUGAUCCUUCCGCAGGUCCUCAGAAGGACGAGGGUUCAUAACACACAAGUCCAUUGACCAUGCUACCAACCAAUACUAUCAUUAUCAUUAUUGUGUGCCGCUUUUCGUUCAUCGCUGUUUGAACGUUCGCUUUUGCAUGUUGUGCGAUCCGCUGUCGCUAACUAGGUACAAAUUCUUCUUCGCACACCUUCGUCUUCGCUAAUUUCCAGCUUUGAGUACAUAAUGCUCGUAGUUUACAGCUCCAUUGAUAUGUCAGAUAACAAGCUGUAAAAUCUGCGACUAUCGUCAAUACAAAGAUAGG
Messenger RNA from Pisolithus orientalis, 2082 nucleotides. RefSeq lists its product as uncharacterized. The transcript is spliced from 5 exons. NCBI's taxonomy places the organism in Eukaryota, Fungi, Basidiomycota, Agaricomycetes, Boletales, Pisolithaceae. The coding region runs from base 317 to 1822 and encodes 501 amino acids. The record is from RefSeq and is a predicted model, not a curated record.